UUCUAAUAAGAUCCAGGGGAGCUGUUUGUGUUUUUCCACAGAAUGAAGAAAAUCCUUUUUGGGUCCCUGAAAGACUCACCCGAAUCUUGUUGGAUCAAGAAAGGCAUACAACCCAGCCACCCAGUAAAGAUGAGUAGGCCCCUUCUGCUGAUGAUCCUGACAAUCGAAGUCGGGCUCGUUUAAGGGGAACCACGCUGGGGUAUCAUGUCAACCUUCCCGCUGCCUAUGCUGGUGAUGUAUAAUGCCCAAGUUUACCCCAGAUUCUUUGUAACUAAUAAAAAUUUAGGCCUUGCCUAUCUACCCCGAGAUGAGCAGAUUGAGGAGCUUAUGGAAAACAGGACUAUACCCCUUAAGGGAAGUCUGUGUUUUCUAGUAGAAGGAAAUAAUUUUAGCAGCCCCUGUAUUAUACUAGGAAAUCUUUCUUCAGCAUGGUUGAAAGAAGCCACGGUUGGUGGCAAAGCCUUUAACAUCGUGGCAAAUGCCACAGUACUCUAUGGGUGGUGGCCACGGUCUCCCACUACUAAUAAAACUUCUGCCCCACCGAUUCAACCAAAAUUGGCCCCGUUUUGUACUGGCCGACAAGAUAAAGGAUUGGCCUUGCCAUGGACGGGGUGCCAAUCCAGGGAUGCCAUGUGGGCCCUGGAAGGCCUGUUCUCUUUUUCUCCAACUAUAGGGAGAGGAUCAAAUUUUACUGUCAUGGACCCCGACCAAGCUAACACAAACCCUUUUGAUCAGUGGUUGCUCUGUGGAGUUAAUGGAAGCUGUACAGACCUUUCACCCCUGGCCAUGUUAAAAGGAGGCAUGGGAGAGCUAGGACAGUUAGAAUAUAAUUGGCAGGGAAAUUUUGGCAAACAACUCUCAUCAGGCAAGAGUUCAGGAUCAGGUCGUUGGACCACCACUGAUAUUAAAUAUAAGACCUUUGCCUAUGAAAAUUAUGCUACCACCCCUGUCUGUGUUUGGCCACCAUUUAUUUGGAUUGUUAGCAACAAAAGCCAUGUUGAAGCUAGGCUGGAAUGUGGGGAGGGGGACUGUUAUUACACCUUAUGCUGGGAUGCUGAGAGGUUCCCCAUUGCGAUAGUGACCCGAAUGCCACGUUUUGUACCUGUUCCGGUAGAGGCCCCCAAUAGCAUGUCAUUAUCUAGACAGAGAAGAGAUUUCGGGAUCUCAGCCAUUGUUGUGGCUAUAAUUGCUACCACUGCAGUUGCGGCAUCAGUUACAGCCUCUGCCCUUGCUCUGUCCAGUUCAGUGCAAGCUGCACAGAGCAUUAAUGAUUUGUCCGCCACAGUAUUUCUGGCUAUAGAUAAGCAGACCUCCGCUAAUACUCAAAUACAAGGAGGCCUUAUGUUGGUCAAUCAACGCAUUGAUCUAGUACAAGAGCAGUUGGAUAUUUCAUGGCAAAUGGCACAGCUGGGGUGUGUGCAGAAGCUCCCUGGCCUAUGUAUUACUUCUAUCCCAUAUGAAAAUUUUACUAGAGCAGCUAAUCUAUUUAAGAGCCUUUCUCAGUACAUUUUGCAGAAUUGGACUUCUGAAUUUGAGCAGACGCUCUGCGAACUGAGGACGGCCGUACUCCAGAUCAACUCCACACGUCUUGAUCUUCCCUUCAACGAGGGACUGUCAUCUUGGAUCUCUUUAGUUGUUUCCUACUUCAAGGAAUGGGUGGGAGUGGGAAUGUUUGGCAUGGCCAUCUGCUGCGGACUGGUAUUUCUCCUAUGGAUGGUCUGUCGACUCAGAACCCAAAAUAAGCGAGACAAGGUGGUUAUUGUGCAUGCACUUGCGGCCCUGGAACAUGGGGCUUCCACUGACGUGUGGUUGACUAUGCUCAAGCAAUAGAUUGCUGACAAGACAGCUCUUGCACGCCCGGAACCUAGGUUCAUUGCACUGGGCAAAGUGUCCUACACAGCACCCAAAGAGGGUUGUUGAAUAAGGUAUCGCACAGGGGGUCAUUGUCCCGCUGAGAGACAUGUCGUUCCGCAUAAGGGUUGCCUGCCCGAGUUUCCCUUUCCCAGAAAAACGGCAGAGGACAGGUUGGGAGUAUCCUGGGCUCCAGAGUAGACCUAGGGAUGACUCCCAUACAUGGUCUGAUCAAGAUUUUAACUGGGAGGUUCGACCACUGUCUCUACCCUCUCAUUUUGGGAAAUCUAUUUGCUUCAUAUAAAGUAAAAAGAGGGAGAUGUGGGGAGCCACCUGCCAUCCCUGCAGAUGCCAUUACAAGAUGGCGCUCACAUCCGGUUCAUGCUGAGCAGUAAAUAAGUCAGUACGCAUGCCCGAAGUAAUUUUCCACC
Nannospalax galili (Upper Galilee mountains blind mole rat) is the source of this 2282-nucleotide messenger RNA. RefSeq lists its product as uncharacterized. The record is from RefSeq and is a predicted model, not a curated record. Lineage: Eukaryota; Metazoa; Chordata; Mammalia; Rodentia; Spalacidae. Bases 205 to 1830 code for a protein of 541 amino acids. The transcript has a single exon.